Haemorhous mexicanus (house finch) is the source of this 1965-nucleotide messenger RNA. Its product is annotated as probable acyl-CoA dehydrogenase 6. Gene Ontology annotation, biological process: fatty acid beta-oxidation using acyl-CoA dehydrogenase. The record is from RefSeq and is a predicted model, not a curated record. Lineage: Eukaryota; Metazoa; Chordata; Aves; Passeriformes; Fringillidae. The transcript is spliced from 8 exons. The coding region runs from base 175 to 1257 and encodes 360 amino acids. Gene Ontology annotation, molecular function: acyl-CoA dehydrogenase activity; flavin adenine dinucleotide binding.
AUUACAAUGUGUCUGGCAUAAACAAGGAAAUGAGGACCUGUUCAGAACAGAGGAAGAAAAUGAGAAAUACAGACUGAAAAGCUUCCAGCACAUGAAAUUCUGAGAUUAUCACUUUUCACCAAAAGUUGGAAACCUUAGUGGUGAAGACAUACCAGUUGUAUUCAUGGAGAAGAUAUGCAGCUGGGACUCAGUCUUCUGGGACCUUCUGUAGAGGUUCUUGGCUUUCUUUCUCAUGUUCUCAAGUCUUUAAUCAUCGUUAAGAGUGUCUUUAUAGAAUAUGGUGGCAUGGGUUUGGACUUCUCCUAUAAUAUUGCAGUGGCAGAAGAGCUGGGAUAUAUCCGUUGUGGAGGUAUUCCCAUGGCCAUUGGAGUGCAAACUGGCAUGGCUACCCCUGCUCUUACAAGGUUUGGUUCUCAAGAAUUGAAAAAACAGUUCCUGGUACCAACAAUAGCUGGUGAUUUUGUGGCUUGCUUGGGAAUCAGUGAAGCUGGAGCUGGGUCAGAUGUUGCAAAUAUCAAGACAACGGCUGUGAGAAAGGGCGAUGAAUAUGUCAUAAAUGGUGGUAAGAUGUGGAUUACGUCUGGGACCCAGGCAGACUGGAUGUGCCUCCUGGCAAACACCAGUGAAGGACCUCCCCAUCAAAAUAAAUCUCUCAUAUGUCUGCCAAUGAAUCUACCUGGCAUUCAUGUUGCUAAAAAGAUAGACAAACUGGGUAUGAGGUCAUCGGACACAGCUCAGAUCUUUUUUGAAGAUGUAAGGGUCCCCUGCAAGAACCUCAUCGGUGAGGAAGGAAACGGUUUUACAUACCAGAUGUUGCAAUUCCAAGAAGAGCGGCUGUGGGGAGUAGCCAGUGCCCUGACACCAAUGGAAACUAUUAUACAAGAAACUAUUGCCUACACACGGCAGCGGAAGGUGUUUGGCCAGCCUGUCCUGCACAACCAAACCGUGCACUUCCGCCUGGCCGAGCUGGCAACCGAAGUGGAGACCCUGCGCUCGCUGCUGCACCGCGCCGUGGCUCUCUAUGUAGAAGGCAAUGAUGUGACAAAAUUUGCUUCCAUGGCUAAGCUAAAGGCCGGGCGUCUGACACGUGAAGUGACUGAUAGCUGUCUCCAGUUUUGGGGAGGAAUGGGAUUCACCAGUGAAGUUCUCGUGAGCAGGCUUUACAGGGACUUGAGAUUGAUGUCAAUAGGAGGUGGCUCAGAUGAAACCAUGCUUUCCAUCAUAUGCAAAUACAUGGACAUACUUCCAAGAAAGUGACGUAUCUGCACUCUUCCUUGAAAAUUAAGAAACCAUAGCGUGACUUGUGCUGCACACUCAAGGGGUACAGAUCACUAAUUUUGCCAUCAGGAAGCACAUCAAGGUCUUUCACCAUUACUAUUCUGUGUUUUCCAGUGUCAAAUUUUUGUUGAUAUGAAGCACUCCGAAAGCUUGCAGCCUCCUGCAUUCCAUUUUUUCAGUGGGUUACCUAAGUUUUCCAAUGACCCAUGCUAAACACACAGAAAAAAAAUAUCUUCUUUAAUCAAGCUUUACCUACACUUCACAGCAUCUAAGCUGAUAAUUACAAAACAGAACUUCCAUAUGAAUGGAAGCUUUGUAGCUUAAUCUCAUUUCAGUAUAGCUUUGCUUUCAAGAUGAAUAAUUAUGGCACAAAUUAUUCCCUGAAAUAAUGAAACCCCAGAACAGUCCCUUUUCUCUCAAUUACAGGUACCUUCCCUAUUUUUCACUUUUGGCAAGCAAUCAUUAAAAUGAGCUCUGUCAUCUUUGACAAAUCCAUAUCAGUUUGUACUCCACUCUGCCAUGGACUUUUGGUGAUGGGAGAAGUGUUAAAUUUUUAUUUGCAGAAUUCUACAAACAACUGUUUAAGAGUAUCAGAAGCUUGCAGAGACUGAACUUCAGCAGCAAUGUACCAUGUUGUAUGCAUAAUUAUUAAGAAAAAUAUUAAAAAUAAACACAUUAAUAUGAAAA